Heterobilharzia americana is the source of this 1838-nucleotide messenger RNA. NCBI's taxonomy places the organism in Eukaryota, Metazoa, Platyhelminthes, Trematoda, Strigeidida, Schistosomatidae. The record is from the annotation of a GenBank genome assembly.
AACUAGAUCGGAAGCGAGGUUAAUUUGUUUGCGUUGAACUCUAGCAUUUGUAUUUAUGCUACUUAGGGAAUAUUUUGCAUUCGAACUGCUUAAUCGACUCCUUGUUGGUUUUUGUUUUAUCCAUACACAUGUCUCGUGUCAUUUCUUUGACAUCCCAGUGGUUGACAACUUUGAAUAUUCGGAAAAUUCUUCGGAGGUGUUCGAUGAGUCUACUGGUUUUUCGUACGAACCACUCAGUCCUCUUGUUAAGUGCUCCUAUCUUCCUCGUCACUCAAUUUGGUGUGAGCCUCCUUUAGGUAGGUUCUGUCCUUAAUAUUACAUCUGUUAGAUUUAAGGGGCAAUAAAUCCGAGUAUGAUGAGCUAAAAUACGGAUGUCUGAAAUGGGGUGGAAAAACAGCAAACUCAGUCAUGCUUACUUCACUUGUAUGUCACGUUCUGGAUAAUAUCGAAUGUUAUGGGAAUCGCACUUUCCUGCUAUCUGAUUAUCCUUGUCUUCAUUUCAAAGGCCACUAUUUUGUGACAACAUUCAUGUACAGUUUGCUCUUAGGAUUUCUUGGAGUCGAUCGUUUAUGCCUUGGUCAUAUAGGAACAGGCAUUGGAAAACUACUAACCUUGGGUGGAGGUGGUAUAUGGUGGAUAGUCGAUAUUGUUCUUCUGAUUCGUGGAGAUUUAGGUCCUGCAGACGGGAGCUCUUGGAUGCCUUUUUAUUAAAUCUUUGUAAAAGUACUAAUUAAAAUUUAUCAUCCCUAACUGGCUUUUUUUCUACUCAAGGUUCUAGUUGGCGUGACGGAUUAUUACGGGACGCUUUUCAAUGUCUGCAAAUGAUUUCCGCAUACUUGACGAGGAUACCCAGUUUAUGGACAAGUACCCUAAUGGUCUAACGUUGACUGAUCUGCUACCAUUUUACGAUACUAUCGCUAGGAACGAACCUCUCAAACUAGAAUGGGUUUGUCCAGGGAAAAUUGACCCAAAUGCACAGAGGGAAAAAAACACUAUUCGAACAGAAGCGAGUGAUAUUCCUAAUCCAAAAGUUUCAGAAUCACUGUCUAGCAGUGUGAAGUUGAAAGAGUUUGAUUUCGAUGAGUAUGUAAAUCAACUUUCGAAUCCUUCUAUUCCACUUGGUACUACUGCACAGAAUACAAAUCUGCCACUUAGGCGUCUUGUAGGUACUUCCAGACAUCCACCUCGCCAACCUCGUGUAACCAGCAUGGAUAAGAUAUUAAGUGAUUUUUUCAAGUCACGAAAAGAACCUUCUCCUGCAGUUUCAUCAGAAGUCAUGACUACAUCUGUUGCUGCAGUCACUGUACAACAUAGUGUCUCGUCUACGGAAUUUUCUCAGACAACUCGUAUUUCUACGGAGAUAAGUAAAAAUAAUUCUGAAGAAGACAAACAAGAAGCUCUCGCUGCAACACUAGCCAAAACUUCAAUGUCUCCGCAAGUUGUUCAUAUCAAUCCGGAUAAUAUGUCUUCAGAUCUUGGAUCACUAAACGACAACACUAAUAAUUUGCCGCCUGCUUCAACAGAUCAUGGAGUUUUAUCCUCUUCUACAUCAGUUUUAAACAUAUCUGAUGGAACAAAAAUGGAAUUUACCACUAUAGAGGAAGUGGAUAAUUAUGUUAAUAGCACUAAUCCUUCUGAUUUCUGUAAUAAUGACGUAUCAGAUAAUCAAUUCACCUCUACCAGCGUUCAUAGUACGUUUCGCAAUGAAAAACAGCCUUGAAGUGAAGUCACUUAAUAUUUUGUCUACUCUACUAAAUCGACUAUUCUCACUCCUAUAUUAUAGUAAUCUGUUGGAUAUGAGUGUGUAUAUCUGUACAUAAAAUUUCAUUUUAUCCAGU